CAUCUCCGCAGUCCGCAGUCCCAUGGGUCGAGUCGCGCCAUGGGUCGAGUCGCAGUCCCAGUCCUACGCCGUGGAGCUCAUGGUCCUGACCGAUUAGGAACGCCGGGCGAUGGAUGAAAUCCAAACUCCCUCCAGCUAAAGGAGGACGCAGAAGAGGAUGAAGAGGCCCAGAGGAUGUGGAGGGGAAGGAUCAGCUCGAGCAACCUGGGUCUUCAUGGUGAAGGGAGCCCUUGUGAACUGGGACGUACGCUGUGCAACGAGAAGUACGAAGUGGACUUGAUGCACUGGCACCUGUCAGAUCUCGGUUCCUGACACGGAGACUUCACGAGCCUGCAGGCUCGCACAUCCCAGGCACGGUGCGCUCUUCGGGUGAUGAUCUUGGCGCGCGACACAGAACCGAGCUCAAGGAGCAACCGCCACUCUUGCGGCACUCUGGCAUACCCGCCGCAAGACGACGCGGCGCGGGGGUGGGGGUUGGUUGUUUCAAUUGGGGGAGUGGUAGGUCUUGGGCCUCACAUCUUGGGCGGUCUGGGCAUUGAAUGAGCUCGAAGUUGGGCGUCCUUGGCAAGUGACCGGAGAUGUCGCUCUCAGCUUCACACUUGACCAGCCGCCUUCGCCGCCAGCCGCUUUCUAUGACGAAAAAACCCCACGGUUUGGUGACCUGGCGCGACUUCGAAGGAAGAGCUGGACUUCCGUCACACCCACCUGACGGUGCCUGUUGGCACCUAACUAUAUAGUCACCGACGGCGCUGGACACGUUUGGGACGUCAGGUUCGCUCCGCUGGGUGGGCCUGGCCCCCGAGAUGCCAAGGUGCCUGCUGUGCUCUUGUCAUGUGCUACGCAGUGGUCAGUGUGACCUCGGUGGACGCGAAGCGAAGGUGGCUUCCAGGUUCGCAUGGUUUGCCGAUGGGCCUUCAGUCCUUCGGGUCUACGAAGGCCUACCACCAUCAUCGCGGUGCUACACCGGCACAGUGAUCGCUACACGUGGCAGUGCCAGCGCUGGCACUGGUUUCUUCCACUCAGGCACUGCCUGGCGGCGUCUCGUCCACUCGUCCAUCGUUAUUUGGUGGUUCUUCUCGCCCAUGCUUCGUCGCAAUCGACGCGUCGAGACCGUGACGACCGCCUUCCUUUUGCGGCAUUGGGGCGGAGCGGUGCAAAGCCGCCAGUCGCAGCGUUGGACGAGUCGGAGAGUGCUUUUGGGUGCAAAGCAACUGCGUCCUGCUUGGUAUGGCGCGCUUGGCUGUCCUUGGAUGGCUCAGGGCAGCCAAUUCGGGAUGGAAGUUUGCACCGGACUGGCCGAAGGCGGAUCUGGGCCAUCUGCACGCUUCACACGGCUUCCUUCGUUUGGACGCGACCAGCCGGAGGGUCGUGACCCUCACCUCGACCGGUCUGGGCGGUCAUCGCCCGAGCGGAGCCCGACCUGCGGAGGGGCCACAGCGUGAACUGCACUGCAGAUGAGCUGCUGGCCGUCCGACCGCGAUGCACUCUUGACACACUCAGAUGGCACCCUCUGAGACGACCGACCUGGCGAACUGGCAUCAAAGGUGAUAGCAAGUUCUCUAGCAAGUUCUCUAGCAUGGGGUGAUUCGUUCUGCCCGGACGUGGCCUGAUGCCCUUCGUCCUUUCCUCCAGCGGCAUGCGCUCGACUGUAUGACCCGGAGAACAGGGAGGCACUGCUGAGGCGUGGAAGGACUACUCCUCAAAGCGGGCGCUUGUUGAAGUGCAGUACAUCAGACAUUCGCACAAUGAUGUCAACCGCUACUUUGCACAUGGUGAGCAUGCCAACAGUUCAGUGCUGGACUUGAUCGAGGACCUCAUCAAUGAGAAAGCCCACCCAGGCCUGUCCCUGGCAGCCGACACGGCUUCAGCUUCCGCCUUGGGCACUGGCGGCCUUCGUGCUGCUUGGCGCUGCUGCCCGUGGCGCUGGCGUUCUCCACGCUACGACUCGACUCCUCCGAGGCACUGGCCUUGAGGCGCAGGAGCGCGCUGGCCUGAGCGACGACGCACGCCUGCCUGAGCAACUGGUGGUUUGCUCCAUCAGAGCUCCUGGACUUCCAUGGCCAAUAGAGUACUCUAAGUACUCUGUUUGACUCAUCACUCGAGCGGUUGGUGCAAUCAGAGUUGGUGCGGUUGGUGCAAUCAGAUCGAAGGCUGAUGGAAGUGUGCGAUGCUGGUGGGCAAGGGAAAG
This is a messenger RNA of Durusdinium trenchii, 2188 nucleotides long. The record is from the annotation of a GenBank genome assembly. NCBI's taxonomy places the organism in Eukaryota, Dinophyceae, Suessiales, Symbiodiniaceae.